This is a messenger RNA of Lachnellula hyalina, 1332 nucleotides long. RefSeq names its product Hercynylcysteine sulfoxide lyase. The record is from RefSeq and is a predicted model, not a curated record. Lineage: Eukaryota; Fungi; Ascomycota; Leotiomycetes; Helotiales; Lachnaceae. The annotation marks the transcript as partial. The transcript is spliced from 2 exons.
CUCCCUUUGAAAUUCAAAUCUAUUAUCAAUAUGACUCGCAAAGUACCUUUCGGAAGCCGAAUGCGAGAUGCGCACUUCUCUUUCUCGCCCUCCUACACUCCCCUAAACCACGGCUCAUUUGGCGCAUUCCCACGUCCAGUUGCGGAACGACAAAACGAGCUUCAACGACUCGCUGCAGAGCGUCCAGAUACUUUCAUCGUGACAGACCUUCCAAAUCUGAUCGAUGAAUCACGGGAAGCAGUUGCGCCCUUGUUGGGAGUGCCCGUAGACGAGGUCGUAUUUGUACCCAAUGCAACGACGGGUGUCAAUACCGUUAUGCGGAAUCUGAAAUGGGAGACGGGAGAUGUGAUUGUGCAUUUCAGUACUAUUUAUGGGGCUUGUGAGAAGACUAUUGCUAGUAUUGGGGAGAUGACGCCGUUGGUGCCAAAAUCAAUUCUCUUAGAGUAUCCAGUUGAGGAUGCAGAUAUUCUGAGGAGGUUUAGGGAAAUGGUGAAGAAGGUGAGGGGCGAGGGUGGGAAUGUCAGAAUUGCCAUGUUCGACACCGUUCUAACGUUCCCUGGGGCUAGGAUGCCGUGGGAAGAGCUCGUCAAAGAAUGCAAGGAGCUUGGUGUGCUCAGUCUCAUUGAUGGUGCUCAUGGCAUAGGGCAUGUCGAUUUGAUGCAUUUGGGGAGCGUUGGUCCCGAUUUCUUUGUGAGCAAUUGUCAUAAGUGGCUCUACACUCCUCGUGGCUGUGCAGUAUUUCAUGUGCCGGUUCGGAAUCAACAUCUGAUACGAACUUGCCUACCCACAUCUCACGGCUAUCACUUCCCAGAAGAAGUACCUGAUCCAGAUGAGAAGUCUCCAUUCGUUCACCUCUUUGAGUUCGUGGCCACAAUUGACUAUACUCCGUAUGUCUGUGUCCCUACAGCAAUCGCGUUCCGGAAAGAGUUCUGUGGUGGCGAAGCUGCAAUCCGUAAAUACUGCUGGGAGCUCGCGCGUGUUGGCGGAAACCGAGUGGCUGAGAUUCUUGGAACAAGCACCAUGAAUAAUGCAACCAAGACGCUCACCAAUUGCUGCUUUUCCAACAUUGAGUUGCCGUUGACCUUCAAGCGCGAUGGAAGUCAGAAGCAGAAAGGAGAGUUCGAGAUCGAUGAAACAUCGAAGAUUCAGAAAUGGCUGAAUGCAACGGCUGUCAAGGAGUUUGAUACCUACCUGCAAAUUGCUUUUCACGCCGGAGUCAUGUGGGUAAGACUGAGCGGACAGAUCUAUCUCGAGCUAAAAGAUUUCGAGUGGGUUGGCUCCAAGCUGAGGGUCCUCUGUGAUAGACUUACGACUGGGGAGAUUAAGCUGUGA